CCGUAUCGUCGUUUCACUCGCCACUCCGCUGCCGAACGAGUCGUAGUGUUCGUCUCGCGCGCGCGUGCAAUUUCGUUUUUAUUUUUAAACAACGUGAUAUAACAGUGGUACAUUAUUAUUUAUAUUUUUUUUUUUUUUAAUUAUUACGUACAUUACUUUUAAUUAUUAUUAUUGUUGUAAUUAAUUUUAUUAUUAUAAUUUUCAUCAUUAUCGUUUUGCUACAACGGACCACCGCAGAUAUAUUGUGAUUUCGUCGUUUGUCGUUCAAGUAUCAGGUGAUUUUAACGUGUUUACGCGUAUUACAUUUUUUUUUUUUCAAGCCAUUGACAUUUAAUUAAUAUUUCAUAGUGUUUUUUAUCGUUAUAAUAAUUUUUCGUUUCCGCGUACGAACUAUAACGGCACCACUAGCAAUAUCGACGAGAGUUGACCGGCACCCGGCGGUGUAGGUGCAGCCCUACCCCGACGAGAUGGGUUUCCGCGGCGGCGACGAGUCCGAUGAUGCCGCCGCAUUCGGUUCGUAGUGUUCGCGAAAAAUAACAACAGAAUUUUUGCUUUUUGCCUUUUUCUCCAUCGUUUUCGGUUUUACAAAGUCCGCGUUUCACGAAGCUAAGUAGCAGUAGCACCACCGCCACCGAAACAGAAGACACGUAUUUCCGCGUAAUUAUCAAUAACCGUCAUAAUCGCAAUACACACGAUUAACGUAAAUUCGCGCCGACCGUCAUCGCGUCGCUCAUUGUCGUAUCCGCAGAAGAGCUCCAUCACCGUCGUCCGCAUGUCCCGCCGAAAGCAAUCCAGACCGGUCAAGGUCCUCGAGGAUGGAUCAGAGGAAGAGUGCAUCAGCGGUGUCUCUCUUGGAGAACCGGGUGCGGCUGUCGUUGUCAACGGGCACCACGUCUCCACGUCCACGCGUCGAUUUGAUGACGGUGCGACAUCGAUGACUUCGGACGACGAAGACGACGAAGAAAACGGUCCGAUGCACGGCGAAAAGUUGCCGAGAAAGUUGUCGAACACCUGCAGGCAAUGUGCCAUGGGAUUUCUGAGUUUCUCCGAGCUCUCUGAACACAACAAGACGUGCGUGCUCCGCACCGGCGCCGCCAACAACGCGGCCACAUCCGACGACUUUGACCACAGGAAUGAUCACGACGACACCGACGACAUCGAGGACGAUGACGAAGCGGACGAUGACGAGGACGUUGUCGACGACUUGGACGACAUGGACGACAUGGACGAUUAUCACCGUCGCGGACACCACUAUAACGCGGCCGGUCUGCAGGCGAUGGCCGUGGCCGAUUUGAGGAGUGGCCGUCACAACAUAAACAACAACAAUAACAACAACAACAACAACAACAACAACAACAACAAGGCUCACGAAGAGCAGCGUAGACAGCGGCAAGACGCCGAGAACAACAACCGCCGUUACGGUGGCGCCCUACAAGACUCCGUUGUCGGCGGCGAUGAUAUCGUGGCCGGUGGCGGUGUGGCAGUCGACGAUCCGUCCGCACUAGUGCCCGCCGGUUUCCCGUUUGCCGCUUACCAAGCGGCCGUACAGGCGGCUGCCGCCGCGGCCGACGUGCCAGCGCUCCAACAUCAGCAGCAACAGCAAGCGGCCGCCGGUCAUCACGUGACGCUCGAAGCGCUGCAACACACCAAAGUGGCCGUGGCGCAAUUUGCGGCCACCGCGAUGGCCGUCAACAACGGCGCAGUCAGCAACCAGAACGUGUUGCAAGACUUAGCCAUCGUCAAUUCGUCGCUGUUCACGUUGCAACACCAACAGAUGAUGCAGCUCAGUCUCAUCCAACAGCUCCGUCAACAGUUGCAGAUAAGCCGUCGUGGCGGCGGCGGUGCCGGAAGUGUUGACGGCACCUUGUCCGUGUCGCCGCCGCUGCUCAGCGAUGGAAACGAAGACGGCGCCGCGGUCAUGUCGGCCAUGGCAGCAUCGCCCAACGAAAUGCCCUUGUCGCUGUUGGCCAUAUCUCGGAACGAAAUGUUGCAACAAAUGGUUCAACAGCAUCAACAGGCCGGGCGAUCUCCGCCUCUGCCCCCGCCCGUCCCGCAACAGCUGUUGCCGGCAGUCACGCCGCUUUCGAUCCCGGUCCCCGUGCCGAUGUCUCUGUCCACGCAACAGUCCACCGGCGACUGCACCACGCAAACGCCACUGCUUCAACUCAGCCGAUCUCCGUCGCCGUCCACCUCACGCUCGCCGACGCCCCCGCCGGCGUCGAUCAUGGCUAUAAUGAUGCCCGAACUGCAGCGUCCCGUUCCGUCGCCACUGCAAGCUCUACAAGCGUCCGCGGCACAAACCCCGCUGCCACCGCCGCAACCACUUGCAUCGAACUCCGCACAGACCACGACCGAGAGUGCAGCGCAGCCGCUACCACCGACCUCGCUCCAGUCACAGCCUCAGCCUUCGUCGUCGUCUUCGACAUCGUUUUCGCUGACGCCAUAUACUUCGUCGCCAAUCGUAACGCAUCAUCAUUCCAUCCCGUCGUGUUCCGUCUCUUCCGCGUUUGCAUCGUCAAUCAUCACCAACUUAGACCCGGAACCAUCGCCCACCGAACCCAACUCGCUGGAAAUGCUGCAGCGCCGUGCCCAAGAAGUGUUGGACAAAGCCAGCCAAGGAAUGUUGGCCAACAAUCUCGCGGACGAGCUGUCGUUCAGGAAGUGCUCGGGCAACGGUGGCAAAGGCAGUUCGCUGUCACCUUACGACGGUAAAUCCGCCGGUGGCAGUGGCGGAAGCCGUGGCGACAACUUUUACAAGCACAGGUGCCGUUAUUGCGGCAAGGUGUUCGGCAGUGACUCAGCCCUUCAAAUACACAUCAGAUCACACACGGGCGAACGUCCGUUCAAGUGCAACGUUUGCGGUAGUCGGUUCACCACUAAGGGUAACCUCAAAGUCCAUUUCCAGAGACACACGUCAAAAUUUCCCAACGUUAAAAUGAACCCGUUGCCGGUUCCCGAGCACCUAGACAGAGACUUUCCGGCGUUGAUACCACCGCACUUAAACCAGAGUCCACACCACCAGAACGGCAGCAACUCACAAAUGCCAACCACCUCCACCGGCACCGUCACACCACGGUCUCCGUUGUCUCAUCAGUUUUCCGUGGCCUCGUCCGCCUCGUCAUUCCCGACGGCUCUGUCCAAUCUAUUCCGACCAAGUGGCAGCCACCACGGCCAGCAACAACAUCAGUCGUCCUCGACAGACAUAGCACUCCCAUCGAAUAUUCAAAUACCCUCGCAACAACUACAGCCCGCCGAACAGUUAUUAAUGACAAACCACCAUCAACAACAUCAUCACCAACAGCAACAUAAUAUUCACCAGCACCACCAUAAGCAGCAACAGCAACAUCACCUGUCGAAUAAUCACUCAUCAUCACUACAACUAUUUCAGUUCAAACGCGAACAAGAGCAACCCGAGAACUUGAGCAAACCCGCGAACGCUGGUUGCUCAUCGCGUGAAUCGUCUAUUCCGUCUCCUCCGCCACUCUCCGAUUCCAGUAUGACGCGCAACAACAAAGAUGACCCUACAUGCUCCGAGUACAUCGACGAUAUGGCCGUGGACAUCGACUCUGCUGACGCAGAUGGACGUCAACAUGAUAUUGACGCCAACACUGACGACUUUAGCGUAGAUACUAAGUACAGUGGCGAAGAGGAACGAACCAACAGCCCAACUAUGAACGACGGGUUACAAGACCAACCCGAAAACCUGUCAAACAAAAGUGGUAGAGUAAUGAUGGCCAGCCCGCCACUUAACACUUCGGACGACUCCUUUUCGCCGAGGCCGACAUCGUCGUCUUCACGACACCACGGUUCCCGGGCCGGAUCUCCUGCAUCGAUGUCGUUCCACAACAGCAGAUACUCGCCACCUUGCGCUCUUGAUUUGACACCCAAACAGUCGGCAUUGACCACCACUGCCAAUCACAUCAUGUCCGCAUAUCUGCCACCGGCAUUCGCCGGGCUCAUGUCAGGUUCCGCCAACUCCACAGCCGGACUUCCGGGCCACGGACCAUCAUUCGGACCAUCCGCUGCUCGAGGAAAUACCACAUGUAACAUCUGUUUCAAAACGUUCGCGUGCCACUCUGCUCUCGAAAUCCACUACAGAAGCCAUACCAAAGAGCGACCGUUCAAAUGUACAGUGUGCGACCGAGGAUUCUCGACAAAGGGUAAUAUGAAACAGCACAUGCUAACGCAUAAGACACGAGACAUGUCGUCGACGGGCGCCGGCGGAGGUAGCUCGUCGAACAACAUGUUCGACGGCAACAAUUCGACUAGCUGCGGCCACGACGACACGGCCAGCAACGCGAGCUCCGAAAGCCGGGACGCAGCCCAGCAUCAUCUGCAUCACCAGCAGCACCACCAGCAUCAGAUGCAUCACCACCACCAACAGCAGAUCAUGCUGUUGAGCGUAGCAGCACAAAACGCCGCAGCAGCCGCCGCCGCCGCCGCUGUGGCCGCGGCCAAUGGACCGGCGUCGUCCGGAACGGUGACCGGCGGAGUCGGGCCACGGUCUCUGGCACCGCCGCCGCCGCCGCCGCCACCGCCACCGCCACCACCGCCGCCACAGCAGGUCGUAUUGCAACAGCCUACAAACGGUUUGCUGACCGCGGUGUCCAGUACCUCGACCACGGUAUCGGCCAACGCGUCCACGAGCACCGGGCCGUCGUUGACCAGUACCGCGGUCCAGUCGGUGGCCGACUUGUCCCCGCCACCGGCGCAACAACAAGCGUCCGCGUCUGCUCAGACGCCCCCGUCGCAACCACCGUCGACUAAAUCCUCCAUCCAACCGGUGGUUACACUGUCCGUACCCACUGUUGGUCAGCAACAGUACAACGCCUCGGGCUCCAGUUCCAGAAGACCGCCAACCGCGACCGAGGGCGGUAUGUCGUCUUCUUCGUCAUCGUCGCCGAAACGCUCAUUGCCCGAUCCUGAAGCUGGCCAGCCGUCGGCCAAGAGACAAACAAGUUCGCCCAAACACUUGUGUCACGUGUGCAACAAGAACUUCUCCUCGUCAUCCGCACUACAAAUUCACAUGAGAACUCACACUGGUGACAAGCCAUUUCGUUGCACGGUGUGCAUGAAAGCGUUCACCACUAAAGGCAAUCUCAAAGUGCACAUGGGAACGCACAUGUGGACAAAUGGAACGUCCAGGAGAGGACGAAGAAUGUCUCUAGAGCUUCCGCCGUUGCAAAUCGCCAACAAUGUCAAAGAAACGGACUUCCUACAACGCAGACCAGAAAUCUAUUACCAUCCGUUUCUACCCAGUCCCUUUUUAAAUGGAAUUCAUCAACAAAAGAUCAACGAGAUAUCUGUAAUCCAGAACGUUAACAGCAACGUCAACAAUCGCAUUUUGGGCGGAUUCGGUAACUUUGGUGGUGGCGGUACGUUUCCGGGUGACAUGAUGAAACAGGAACCUAGCAUAUCCGCCGACAAGCAGAACAACGUCAUGUCGUCGUCUUCAUCGCCACCUUCCCAUCAUAUAAGGACACCACCACUUUGGGACUUACACUACGAUCGGCAGACGGCCGUCAACAUCAAGUCCGCCGACGACCAUCAGCUCAACAACUGUGCGCCCCAAUCGCCACAAUCGUCACCGAUAGCACACACUAAUCACAUCUCCCAGAACCGCACCUGAAGGUCUGGCUACAUAACAUUUACUCGAGUAUUUGCGUUUUAACCGAUGAUAAAACUCAAAUCGCAUUGUAUAUUUUUAUUUUAUUAUUAUCAUUGUGACUAUCAUCAUUAUUUUUACUAUUAUUAUUAAUACUAUUUUUAUGUUAUUAUUAUUUUACUAGUAAUGGAUCUUACUAUAAUUUUAUUUUUUCAAUGACUUGACGUCAAUACGUCAUAAUAAUGUUAUAAGACGCUCUUGAGCGACACGCGGGAAAAAAAUCGCAGAGCUGCCAUCUGUUGGUCCCUAUGCCUUUGUGAAUCGUUAGGUACUCUAGACAGAAAUAAAACAAAAUUAUUGAAAAUAAUAUUGUCAGAAAGGGUUUUCUUACAUGUUAAAAACGCUUGAACUAAUGUCUACAAAAUAUUUUCUUUUAACCUUUUAAUUUUUUUUUAUUAUUUUAGAAUUGAUUUAAAAAUAUAUUUUGUAAACACUAUAUUUUUCUUGCAAAACAUAAAAACAAAAACACCUUUCUGAUAGUAUUUAAAAAAUAUUUUUGUUUUAUUACUGUCAGCAAUUUCAAAUACUUACCCGACUGUGUCGAGCUUUUUAUCGGUACAUUUUUGUUCUAAACGCUACAACAUAAUGAAAUCUUGUUCAAAAUUUACUCGACAUCCUCAUUUAGUAAUUGUAUAAUAAAGGAUAUUUUAUUCGAUUAAAUUUUUCGCCAUUCAAUAAGUCAUAUGGUAUACCCGUGACUUGAACCAUUCUCAUAAUAAUAUGCACUACAGUGAAGUCGACCAAGACACUGGUCAAUAAUUAAUUUGAUAAACAUGUCUUAAUAACUAAUGAAUAAGUCAUAUUAGCUAUUUUGACAGUGACUAAUGAAUCAUUAUUAGUGGAAACAAUAAUACUAAGUUUCAUCUAUUUAUAUAAUAAUAUGUACCUAUAUAUUUAUCUACCAUUAUCCAUUAAUUUUUUUUAUUUUGACGAUCAAAUCAUUGAAAUGUCUUAUUGUUUUAUGUUAGUAUCAUCGUUUAUUAUUCGUAUGUGUUAGAAUCAUUGUUUAUUAUUGGUGUAUCCUAUGUAUUGUUUAGGACUGUUAGUGAUCAUAGUUAUCAUUUUUGUGCUUUCCUUUUGGAAGAAUUAUUUGUCCUUAUUAUAAUUUUUUCUUUUUUUAGGUAGUUAGUAUCUAUAACUACUUACUUAUGUUUAUUUGAAUAACAAUUUAUUAGUUUAUACCUUUUAUUACUACCUAUAAUCACUUUUUUUUUGACAUCAUAAUGUUAUACCAUUAUAAUGAUUUUUUUUAAUUCA
Molecule: messenger RNA, 6922 nt
Organism: Rhopalosiphum maidis (corn leaf aphid)
Lineage: Eukaryota; Metazoa; Arthropoda; Insecta; Hemiptera; Aphididae
Product: sal-like protein 1
Exons: 8
Coding region: 773-5629 (1618 amino acids)
Biological process (GO): regulation of transcription by RNA polymerase II
Cellular component (GO): nucleus
Molecular function (GO): RNA polymerase II cis-regulatory region sequence-specific DNA binding; DNA-binding transcription factor activity, RNA polymerase II-specific
Source: RefSeq, a predicted model, not a curated record